Messenger RNA from Lodderomyces parapsilosis, 771 nucleotides. RefSeq names its product Rfa2p (gene RFA2). Lineage: Eukaryota; Fungi; Ascomycota; Pichiomycetes; Serinales; Debaryomycetaceae. The record is from RefSeq and is a predicted model, not a curated record. Gene Ontology annotation, molecular function: DNA binding. Gene Ontology annotation, cellular component: DNA replication factor A complex; nucleus; site of double-strand break. The transcript has a single exon. Bases 1 to 771 code for a protein of 256 amino acids. Gene Ontology annotation, biological process: DNA replication; nucleotide-excision repair; double-strand break repair via homologous recombination.
AUGUCGGAUUUUGGUAACUACGGAAACUUUGGUGGUGAUUAUGGUGGAGGCGGAUUUUCACAAGGUGGAUUUACCGGUGAUGGAAACUCACAACAAAACAAAGUUCAAACACGUAAUAGCAUUAACCCAGUGACUAUAAAACAAAUUCUUGAGGCGGAACAACCAGUACCUGAUGGUGAAUUCAAGGUCCACAAUGUGAGCAUUAGCUUGGUUGGAUUUAUUGGUGUGGUUAGAAAAGUUCAUGCCAAUGGGGUGACGUUGUUUAUCACUGUGGAAGAUGGAACUGGGUCCAUUGAUGUUCGUAAAUGGGUCGAUGAGAAUAUUAAUUCAGUUGAGGAAGAAAAGGAGAGAUACAUGGUUUUUUUGAACAAGUAUGUGUUUGUCGGAGGUGCCUUGAAGGUUUACAAUGGCAACAAAAGUAUACAGAACGCGUCAGUUAGCCUUAUAGAGGACAGCAACCAGAUUAUCUACCAUCACUUGAGUGCUAUUGAUAACCACUUGAAAUCCCAAGGUGUAACUAAAAGCAGUGGCUCUGCAGUAAAUGGUUCUCAAGGUAACAAAUUAUUUGUGGAUGAUGAAGGAUCCACCACUGACAGAGUGUUGAAUUUCAUUAGACAAGAAAGUAAGACGAUGCCAGAGGGUGUUCCAAUUUCAUUCAUCACUCAAAAAUUAUCCAUAUCCGAGAAAGAGGGAGAAAAGCAUUGUAAUGACUUGGUCGAAAGUGGAAAGAUUUACGUUGGUUUUAAUGAUGGUGGUUACAUAGCAGUUUAA